GUAACAAUGGCGGACUUCGGUGAGGUCGGUAUUGGUGAUUUUGUGCUUUUAGAGGAUAUUACACUAGAUGCUUUUAUGAAAAACUUAAAAAUACGAUAUAAUGCUGGAUAUAUUUAUACAUAUAUUGGAGAAGUAUGUGUUUCUGUAAAUCCAUAUAGGACUAUGAAUAUUUAUGGCCAGGACUAUGUAAAUAACUAUCAAGGACGCGAAAUCUUUGAGCGACCACCCCACAUAUUUGCUAUUGCAGAUGCUGCGUAUAAGUCCAUGAAACGUAAUGCUGUUGACACCUGUAUCGUAAUAUCAGGUGAAAGUGGAGCUGGUAAGACAGAAGCCUCAAAAAUAAUAAUGAGGUAUCUAGCUGCCAUAACUAACACAAGUGGACAAAAGGAAAUUGAAAGGGUUAAAAAUAUUUUGCUACAGUCUAAUUGUGUAUUAGAAGCUUUUGGAAAUGCGAAGACAAAUAGAAAUGAUAAUUCUAGUCGUUUUGGUAAAUAUAUGGACAUUAAUUUUGAUUUCAAAGGUGAUCCGUUUGGUGGACAUAUAAGCAACUACUUACUAGAAAAAUCCCGAGUUGUUGCUCAACAGAAAGGUGAAAGGAAUUUUCAUUCCUUUUACCAACUUUUGUAUGGAACUCCAGAAUCUUUGUUAUCAAAAUAUGGCAUCAAAAGAGAUCCUUUAUCGUAUCACUACACACGACAAGGAGGUAGUCCAAAGGUGGAUUCCAUAAAUGACAAGACAGACCAUAAGAAUGUUUGUAAUGCUUUGAAAAUUUUAGGCUUUCAUCAACAACAGUCUGAAACUUUAUGGAGGAUACUUGCAGCUAUUCUUCAGUUAGGAAAUGUCGAAUUUGAUAGUGAAAAUGAUUUCACGUAUGUGAAAGAUCAGAAUUUGCUGACUUCAGUAGCACAGUGCUUGGGUGUAUCACAUGAUCAUCUUGAAAAAGCUUUGUGCCAGCGUGUCAUUGCUGCCAGAGGUGAAGUUAUGGAGAAAGUUCAUACUGUAUCAGAAGCAGUUUAUGGCAGGGAUGCUUUUGCUAAGGCUAUCUAUGACAGAUUAUUUUCCUUUAUUGUGUCACGUAUCAAUGAAUCCAUUGAAGUAGAGACCAAUGGUCACAGCUUGAAAAAGAACAAUACAGUGAUGGGUGUUUUAGACAUAUAUGGAUUUGAAAUAUUUGAAACUAACAGUUUUGAACAGUUUUGCAUCAACUAUUGCAAUGAAAAGCUACAGCAGUUGUUUAUUGAACUUGUUCUAAAGCAAGAGCAAGAAGAGUAUCGAAGGGAAGGAAUCACUUGGCAGAAUGUAGAGUAUUUUAAUAAUGCUGUCAUCUGCACUUUAAUGGAUGAACCACAUAAAGGGAUAUUUGCAAUAGCUGAUGAGGCAUGUCUGAGUGUUGGAAAAAUUACAGAUGAGAUGUUACUGGAUGCAAUGGAUAUUAAGCUUGCUGCUCAUAAGCAUUAUACAAGCCGUAAGAUUGCACCCACUGAUAAAAGUUUAGAGCACAGAAAAGAUUUUAGAAUCAAGCAUUAUGCUGGUGAUGUUACAUAUUCUAUUGUUGGAUUUAUGGAUAAAAAUAUGGAUUCUUUGUAUCAAGAUUUCAAAAGACUUAUGUUUUGCAGUGCUGAUCCUGUGAUUUCCCAGAUGUGGCCUGAUGGAGAUCAAGACAUCACGCAAGUAACGAAACGGCCUUUGACAGCUGGUACCUUGUUUAAAAACUCUAUGAUUGCACUUGUAAAGAAUUUGGGGACAAAAGAACCAUAUUAUGUCCGCUGUAUAAAACCAAAUGAUCAGAAAUCUGCUGUUUUUUUUGAUGACACCAUGGUCGAGCAUCAAGUAUCUUAUCUUGGUCUGUUGGAAAAUGUUCGAGUGAGACGUGCCGGCUUUGCAUACAGGCAAACUUAUAAUCGUUUCUUGCGCAGGUAUAAAAUGAUCUCAAAGUACACUUGGCCAAAUUUCCGAGGAGGAUCAGAAAAAGAUGGCUGUAGGGUGCUAAUAGAUGAACAAGGAUUUUCUGAUGAUGUUAAAUAUGGUGCAACAAAAAUAUUUAUUCAGUCUCCUCAGACCAUUUCACAGUUAGAAUAUGCAAGACUUGAACUAAUCCCUGGCAUUGUUGUCUUCUUACAAAAAAUGUGGAGAGGUGCUAUUGCCAGGUUAAGGUACAAAAAGAUGCUUGCUGCUUUGGCCAUAAUACGGUUUUAUCGACAGCAAAAACUAAGGCAGUAUAUUGAAAGUGUGCAGUAUGCUUUCAGAAAUGUUAAGUCAACGAAAGAUCAUGGAAAACAAGUUAUAUGGCCACCAGUACCAUUUAUGCUUCAUGAUGUAUCAUCUGCUCUGCAUAAAAUCCAUUCAAGAUGGCGUGCAUAUAUGAUACUGAGGAAAAUUCCACGGGAACAGUGGGCAGAACUUAACUUAAAAGUGACGGCUGCUGAAGUGCUGAAAGGAAGACGUCAAGAUUGGGGAUUUCAUAGGAAGUGGGAAGGAAAUUAUUUAGCUUCUACUUCUGAGAACGAGAAUACUGCAGCAUUUGUUUCAUCUAUUGGGAAUUUAAGAUUCAAAGAUCAUUUCCAACGAGUGCUCUUCUCUAGUUACAUAAAAAAAGUUAACAAGCAUAAUAAAUGUGCAGAAAGAGCAAUUGUUGUUACAGAUCGAUUUAUUUACAAGCUUGAUAGCAAAAGGUUUAAGCCUCUUCGGUCAGCAAUUCCAAUAACAGAUUUAACAGGUGUUAGUGUGACUCCUGGUCCAGAUCAAAUGAUCAUACUUCAUCUGCGCGGAGGCAAUGAUUUAGUUACUGCCUUAACAUCUCAUCAUGAAGAAGAUAGAGUAGGAGAGCUUGUAGGAAUUAUUGUUCAUCAGUGGCAUAGCUUACAAGGGAAAGACUUAAGAGUAAUUGUGAAUCCACAGUUGCAGUGCAUGUUGGGAAACAAAAGCAGAACGCUUGCAGUUGAAUCUACUAAUAUAACAAUUCAUCCAGCUUUUAAAAAGGACGGUCAAAAUCUGGUUUUGCUAUGGCCAACUUGUAGUGCAUAAUCUUCCUUAAUUGUGUAUUUGUUAUUCACUGUUCAUUAUAUAUUAAAAUUUUUAUGAACUUUCACAUUUUCACAAGAAUAUUUUUCUGAAGAAAAGAAAAAAGUAGUAUUUUUUACUUUCAUGUCGGAUAGUGUGUGCUGUAACACAUACUAUGAUUGAUUGGAUUAACUAAAUAUUAAUGAUAAUUCUUCAACAUUCUCAACAACAAACUUUCAACAUUCUUCAACAUUUACUGUAUAUAUGCCAGUUGGUUUUUGUUUUCAUUUCUUGAAAGUCUGUCUUGUGUUUCAAAUGUGUGCCUUCUAAGGGUCCAAAAGUUAUUUGUAUAUCAAGUGAUACAUGAGAUUUUCAUAUUUAAAACUUAAUUCAGAUUUGCCUUCAAGAUUUUGUAUGUUUGUAGUAAAGUUAAAAUAAUCUGAAAUAGAUAACACAAGAAGAAAAAUUUUAUUUUUAUGUAAUUGGAUUUUAAAGUGUGAUUAUUCAUAAUUUCGUCCUUUAAUUGUUGCAAUACUUUUCUUCCAAUUAUGUAAACUGUACUUUUGGUUAAAUUUCUAAUUUGCUUAUAUGUACAUUUAAAUUUGUAUAUUUUGUUUUCAAUGUUUGUGCCAAAACAAGUUUUCAAAUCUUUCAUGUUUGAAAAAUUGGAUUUCUUUCUAAUAGCUUAUGCUAUGAAAUAAAUUUGUAAAUGUCAAAAGUUUCACUUUUUAUCCAUUUAUUAUGCAUUUUCAUGCAGUAAUAAUAACUUUUAUAUUAUUUAUUAAAAUGUUUGUAUUUAAAAACUAUUCUUUUUAUAAUAUAAUAAUAAGGAAUGCCAGUCUUCUUUUAAUACUAUAAAAAAUUAAAACAAAUUUUUCUGAGAAAUUAAUGACUGCAUUAAAUACUUUAACAUUUCAAGUAUGUGCAUAAAAUCUGACACAGCUUUUUUAUAAUUCAUGGUAGUUAUCAAUAGAAUAUUCAUUGUAUCAUUUUGGAAAAGUAGAAUUUAUACAUAUCUAAUUGAGUAUUACACUGAAAUCAUUAAUUCCUUUUUAUAUUAUUCCAUAUUUAUAUUAAUCUAAUUUAAUAGAUACACAACAGGAGAUUCAUCAUGUCAUUUUCACAAACUAGGAUUUAUGUACCUGUAUUGAGUAUUACCCUAAAAUCAUUAUUUCCUAUUAAUAUUAACCUAAUUUAAAUGUAAAUUAGAUCAGUAUUAUAAGGCAUUAUCUAGUUUUAUAGAACUAUUGUGGUUAUCUAGUUUUAUAGAACUAUAUUAUACUAUUUAUCUAUUAGAUUUAUAGAACUAUUGUGGACAGAAUCAUUAUAUGCAGUUGAAUUUAUUAAAAAUAUUUGAGAUAACCAAAGCCUGAAUUAAAAAUAGAAAUUCCUUUCUGUAUCAUGAAACAAAUCCUUAAAUUACCUAUUUGAAAUCCUGUGUUACACAGAAUUAGUUAUGUAAUAAUGUUGUUCACAUAAUAAUAUGUUAAUAAUCACAUAAUAUGUUCAUUAAUAGCAUUUUUAUUUAGAAAUAACUAUAGAUCACAUGCUUGUAUUUUUCACACGUUUAACAGCUUUCGCUUUAGUAGAUGUUUCACAUGCUAAUAGAUUAUAAUUUUUGCUAAAUGCAUUCAAAAACAAACAUAAUGUUUUCUCAAACACUUCAGAUGUAUGUAAAAUACUUAAUUUGUCUAUCACAAUAAUGAUAAGCAAUGAGAGAAAUCUUAUUUUCAUUAGAUUAUGUUGUUACGUAUUAUAUCAUUAAAAGCUUCAGUCACAUUUUGAUGAUUCUAAUUUAUUGAGAAUUCGUUUCAAUCAGAUAUGAAACUUUAAAAAAUUUUUUCUUAAGUAAUAGGUUUUAUUAUUAAAAUGUUACUUUAUUCAUGUCUUACAUUUUCAUCACCAGAAUCCUUCAAUAAAAUUAUCCUUUAAAGUUGAUUAGAAUGUAUAAUAAACUUAUUCUUCAAGAUCAACCCCAUUGAAGACAUCUCCCCCAUAAUUCAGUUAUUCUGGAGUUCAAAAGUUUACCAAAUUUGGCUUGCUAUUAUUUUCAUUCAUGUUAAAAAUUAACUAAGUAUAAGAUUUUGGGAUUUAAGAUAUAGAAAGUUUAAUAUUUCACCAAGUUUUUGAAAAUGACAGAAACUGUUUAAAUAUUCAUAUAAUUUUUAGUAACAAAAUUCGUUGUACAUAUAUGUUUGUAGAUAUUUUUGACUAUGGAUAUAGCAAUCAAAUGUUCAUAAACUUUUUAUUAUUGCUUUUGAAACUUAAAUAUUUAUAUUAUUUAAAGUGUAGUACUUAUAAGUUGUAUAUUUUUUAAGCAAAUGAAGUUUUAAUGUAGAAAUUGUGAUAUUUUGUUUCAGUAAAUUAUUUUUCUCUUGUGUAUUUAUAAAUUUCAUUUGUAAGAGAAAAUUCAUUUGAUGACUGAAUUUUUAGGAACUAGUCAUUUUGUUUUCUUUAGGACCAAAUAGCUUCAUGCUGUUGCAACUGCUAUACUUACUUGUAUUUUAAGUGUAAAGACUGAUUUAUUAUCUUCCUGUAAAGGUUGAAUUCAGUAUUUUAAGCUUUGCAUAUUAUAACUCACCAAAUUCAAUUCUUUUAAUAUUCAAACAUAAUUUCUUAAAUUUUUAUGUAUCAGUUUUUACAGCUAAAUACUACACAGUAGUUAUCUGUAAACUGCAUUGGUGUAAAAGUAUUUACACUGAUGCUACAGUUUUUAUGCAAUAAAUAUUUAAUCCUGGAAAAUAGCACAAAAUACUUUAAAUUAUAAAUAAUGCUAGUUCUCAUAUUUAAAUUUUACUUGCAGAUCUUGUUAUUUGAAAAUUUAAAAAAUAAGGAUUUUUACUUGGUAAUUGUGAUUUGGUUGAAUGGAGAAACUGAUAUUUUAAUUACUGUACUUCAAUGCUGUAGUAGCACAUAAUAAUACUAUACUAGUACAUAAAAAAAAUGAUGUAGCGUUAAUAGAAAAAAAUAUUUGAAGUGCCUUAUGUCAUCCUGAUAUUCCGAAUUUGUAAGUUAUUUCACAAAACAGCUAAAAUUGUUUUAACUAAAAAUGUAUGCUUUAAUUUUUAAAUAUUAUUUGUAUUUUGAUAUGGUAGAAUAUUGAAACAACUCUGCAUGGACUUUUCUUUUAAUGAAAAUCCAUAUAAAAGAAUUUGAACAAAUCAUCCUUUUGAAAUUAAUUCAAUUCAAUUCUUAAUUCAUAUACAUAAUUAAUUUAAUUCAUUUUUUAAGUUAGUUGGUGAAAUAUACCUAAUAUGCACAAAACUGUACCAUAAAUUCAUUGUAAAUAAUAAACUAAACAAUGUAUUUUUUGCUUUUAGAAAUCUAUUGCUUAUUGUUUUCAGAAAUUUUAAUAAAGAUAAUCAGCCAUA
Molecule: messenger RNA, 6371 nt
Organism: Stegodyphus dumicola
Lineage: Eukaryota; Metazoa; Arthropoda; Arachnida; Araneae; Eresidae
Gene: Myo31DF
Product: Unconventional myosin ID
Biological process (GO): actin filament-based movement; endocytosis; actin filament organization
Cellular component (GO): myosin complex; microvillus; plasma membrane
Molecular function (GO): microfilament motor activity; ATP binding; actin filament binding
Source: RefSeq, a predicted model, not a curated record